UGUACCUUAUGAUUUCCUUGCCAGACCCUGGGAAUCCAGAGUCGCAAAAUAAACACCACCGCGCGGCUAAUCGCCAACUCGGAAACAAAACAGCGCUGAGCUGGGGGAUCUGGGCAAAACCAGCCCUCCCCUCUUCUCCUCCACCGCCGCCCUCCCUUCGCCGCGCGGCUCCACUAGCUCAGCUCUGCUCAGCUCUGCUCAGCUCUGCUCAGCUCUGCUCAGCUCUGCUCAGCUCUGCUCAGCUCUGCUCAGCUCUCCUCAGCGCAGCGCAGCUCGGCAGCCUCCUAGCCGAGGCGGGCACGCUCGCGCAGUCGCCAGCACCAGCUCCAAGCUCCCGCCCGAGCUCCGUCAGGUCUCGCUUUUGCGGGGUCCCCUUCGGGCAGGAGUCGAGUAGCGAGAGCCCGCGGCUGCGGCACAAAGUUGGGGGGCCCGCGAGGAUGAGGCUGCCCCCGGCGUCCCUGAGGCUCAGCCGGAGUCCAGCGCUGCUGGCCCUGGCGUUGCCCCUGGCUGCCGUGCUGGCCUUCUCCGACGAGACCCUGGACAAAGUGCCCAAGUCGGAGGGCUACUGCAGCCGCAUCCUGCGCGCCCAGGGCACGCGGCGCGAGGGCUACACCGAGUUCAGCCUCCGCGUGGAGGGCGACCCCGACUUCUACAAGCCGGGAACCAGCUACCGCGUGACACUUUCAGCUGCUACUCCCUCCUACUUUAGAGGAUUCACAUUAAUUGCCCUCAAGGAAAACAGAGAGGGUGAUAAGGAAGAAGACCAUGCUGGGACUUUCCAGAUCAUAGAUGAAGAAGAAACACAGUUUAUGAGCAACUGCCCGGUUGCAGUCACUGAAAGCACCCCCCGGAGGAGGACGAGGAUCCAGGUGUUCUGGAUAGCGCCACCAGCAGGAACGGGCUGUGUGAUUCUGAAGGCCAGCAUCGUACAGAAACGCAUCAUUUAUUUUCAAGAUGAGGGCUCUCUGACCAAGAAACUUUGUGAACAAGAUUCCACAUUUGAUGGUGUUACUGACAAACCCAUCUUAGACUGCUGUGCCUGUGGAACUGCCAAAUACAGACUCACAUUUUAUGGGAACUGGUCUGAGAAGACACAUCCAAAGGAUUAUCCCCGUCGGGCCAAUCACUGGUCUGCAAUCAUUGGUGGCUCCCACUCCAAGAAUUACGUGCUGUGGGAGUAUGGAGGAUACGCAAGUGAAGGCGUCAAACAAGUUGCAGAGUUGGGCUCACCAGUGAAAAUGGAGGAAGAAAUUCGACAACAGAGUGACGAGGUCCUUACUGUCAUCAAAGCCAAAGCUCAGUGGCCAGCCUGGCAGCCUCUCAAUGUGAGAGCAGCACCCUCGGCUGAAUUUUCAGUGGACAGGACACGCCAUUUAAUGUCCUUCCUGACCAUGAUGGGACCCAGCCCCGACUGGAAUGUGGGCCUGUCUGCAGAGGAUCUGUGCACCAAGGAAUGCGGCUGGGUCCAGAAGGUAGUGCAAGACCUGAUUCCCUGGGACGCUGGCACCGACAGUGGGGUGACCUAUGAGUCACCCAACAAGCCCACAAUUCCCCAGGAGAAAAUCCGGCCCCUGACCAGUCUGGACCAUCCUCAGAGUCCUUUUUAUGACCCAGAGGGUGGGUCUAUCACUCAAGUAGCCAGAGUUGUCAUCGAGAGAAUUGCCCGGAAGGGGGAACAAUGCAAUAUUGUACCCGACAAUGUGGACGAUAUUGUAGCAGACCUGGCUCCAGAAGAGAAAGAUGAAGAUGACACCCCUGAAACCUGCAUCUACUCCAACUGGUCCCCGUGGUCCGCCUGCAGCUCCUCCACCUGUGACAAAGGCAAGAGAAUGAGGCAGCGCAUGCUGAAGGCACAGCUGGACCUCAGCGUCCCCUGCCCUGACACCCAGGACUUCCAGCCCUGCAUGGGCCCAGGCUGCAGUGAUGAAGACGGCUCCACCUGCACCAUGUCGGAGUGGAUCACCUGGUCGCCCUGCAGCAUCUCCUGCGGCAUGGGCAUGCGAUCCCGGGAGAGGUACGUGAAGCAGUUCCCGGAGGACGGCUCCGUGUGCACGCUGCCCACCGAGGAGACUGAGAAGUGCACGGUCAACGAGGACUGCUCUCCUAGCAGCUGCCUGGUGACCGAGUGGGGCGAGUGGGACGAAUGCAGCGCCACCUGCGGGAUGGGCAUGAAGAAGAGGCAUCGCAUGGUCAAGAUGAGCCCAGCCGACGGCUCCAUGUGCAAGGCCGAGACGUCCCAGGCAGAGAAGUGCAUGAUGCCCGAGUGCCACACCAUCCCAUGCCUGCUGUCCCCAUGGUCCGAGUGGAGUGACUGCAGCGUGACCUGUGGGAAGGGCAUGCGGACCCGCCAGCGGAUGCUCAAGUCUCUCGCCGAACUCGGGGACUGCAACGAGGAGCUGGAGCAGGUGGAGAAGUGCAUGCUGCCCGAGUGCCCCAUCGACUGUGAGCUCACCGAGUGGUCCCAGUGGUCGGAAUGUAACAAGUCAUGCGGGAAAGGUCACAUGAUUCGAACCCGGAUGAUAGAAAUGGAGCCUCAGUUUGGAGGUGCACCCUGCCCAGAGACCGUGCAGCGAAAAAAGUGCCGUGUCCGGAAAUGCCUCCGAAAUCAGUCCAUCCAGAAGCUGCGCUGGAGGGAGGCCCGAGAGAGCCGGAGGAGUGAGCAGCUUCGGGAGGAGUCCGACGGCGAGCAGUUCCCAGGCUGCAGGAUGCGCCCCUGGACGGCCUGGUCGGAAUGCACCAAACUGUGCGGAGGUGGGAUUCAGGAACGCUACAUGACUGUGAAGAAGAGGUUCAAAAGCUCUCAGUUUACCAGCUGCAAAGACAAGAAGGAGAUCAGAGCGUGCAACGUUCACCCUUGUUAGCAAGGGUGCAAGUUUCCCAGGGCUGCACUCUCGAUUCCAGAGUCACCAAUGGCUGGAUUGUUUGCUUGUUUGUUUAUAGCAAUUUAAAUCGUGUACACUAGAUUUCAUUUCUGCAGUGUGGUUUGCCCAGUAGUCUCGUGGAUGCCAGGGAAACCCUUUCUGUAUACUUAUUGGUUGGCACGGGCUCAGUGGGCUCCCUCAUCCUUGGCUGGCCCCCCUCCAGCACUGACCAUCAGCCAGCCCAUACGAGGCGGAAACGUGUCCCUCUGGAGCAUCCACCUGGGCCGCAGGACCGACCCUGGCUGCCUCAAAUGGAGAGGUGAUUGUGUCUAGAAAUGACACUAUGCCUCGGUCCCAGGGUGCAGCAAGGGGGGGAACAUUCCCAGCCAGCCAAACAAAGGAGAUGCCCCCCGCGCUUGUCUUUGGCCUGUUCAUUCUGGCCAGAAACUAUUGUUUGCCCAUCCUUUUCAUUUAGUGGAACUUUAGGUCCCUUGCUGAGUGUCUCCAGUCAUCAGUAGUUCUUGGGGAAAACAGAACCAGUAGACGUGAGAAGACACAUGGAUGUUGGGCGGCUUUCCUUCUUUCACUGAGGAAUUCUGAACAUACUGCUCUCACACCUCAGUAUCGGUUCCUAAUACCCCAAAAGAAAUGAUGGCUGCCUUCUUGGAUUAUAAUGUUGGUUCUUACACUUGAGGCAAAGGGUAACUAAGUCUAGAAAGCAUUGUCUCACUUUUGUUUGAACUUUCUGAUACUAGAUCCUUACCAAGGCCAACGCAGCCAACUGGCCUCCCCAAAGGCCCCAAACCUGAGUUUUAAACACCUAUGGACACACAUUAUUUUGACUUUAAGGUUUUCAAGCUGGUAUCUACCAAGGAAACAUUAUUUUAGUUAUAUAAACGUACAUAAACAUCUGCCCAUAACCCACCAACCCAGUCCUCUAAUACAAAUUAUUCUUUGUACUUAAAAAUUUGGGUUUUUUUUUCCCCCAAGUCACAGAAUUUUAUUUCAGAGACCAAGAAAGAAGUCUAGGAAGAAAGAAAUGUUACAGAAUCAAGCUGGGCAAGAAAAUCAAAACUAUUCCUUUCCCCACCCAGAGGCUCUGGUCCCCGACACACCCAUAAAAGGCCAGGGUUGUCCUCUCCCUAGGAGCACUCACAGGCACACAGAAUUCCAGGAGACCGACUACCACCGAGUACUCGUAAAAGGCUGUUACUGAGUUGAGUCUAUCAGCAGAUCUCACUCAUUCAUUUAUUAUUAAAUUUUUUAAGUAGGUUUCCUUUACUAUGCCUAAUCCAAAUAUGUAUUAUGGAUGAGAUACAUGCACAGUGCUUUGAUUACUAUUUUAAGAAUCUGCAUUAAACACAGCAGGGUAUUUCCAAACACCAUAUAUAUAAAUAUAUAUAGCUAUAUACGCUAUAGCCCUGAAUCUGUAUUAUUUUCUGUAACACAAGAGAGUGUUCAAUAAAAAACUCACUGGGUCUGUUUUUCUGUUUUUAAACUACGUUGUUGAGAAGGUCGGGCAUUUUACAAUCGUUAUCCACUCAACCAUACUCAGCCAAAGGUAUGGCUUUUCCCCCCCUUGUUCUGGAGGGGCCGUUGUUAGCACAUCCCUGAGCUUCCUCAAGCUUUGAGUCGUUUCCAACACUAUUUUUUAAAUCCUUACAUGAACUGCUUUUUCCUCUCACAAAGGAACAUAAUAAAAAGAAAUAAAAGGUUUAACUUUCUUCUUGGACAAAAAAAGUCUUGAUACAGAAUCUGCCCAAUUUUGCAUCAGUCCUAUUAGUAAGUGUUUACUCUCAAGCCAUGAAAAUCAAAGUUCCUUAAGAUGAUUAUUCCUCAGUAACUCUAAGAUCAAGUCACCCCAAUGUCUUGUGUUCCUGUUGGAUCUCUAUUAAGUAUAUUUUAAAUCCUAAUUUUGGAGAUUUAAAACCAGGUAACUGGUUAAAGGCUGAGAAUAAGUAACAUGAUUCUUGUUACAUGUGUUAUUUUUUUGAUUGUUUGUUUGCAAAGGGGAGUUUAUGAGACGUAUCAAAUCUUUUUCUUACCAAAGUCUUGUGUUAGGUGGUUUAUAGUUUUUCUGGUUAACCAAUCCUUUUGGAAAUAAAGACUUUUUACUACAAAAAUUAAAUUUGUUUGGACUUCCACUUGAGAUGGUAGUAAAUAGACCAUAAGAUAUCCAAUAAAAAUUGCCAUAUAAAUUACAAAGCAUUUAUAAUUGUUGUCUAUUUUUAUCAAUGCCAAAUCAGUUGCAAUCCACUUUAUGUCCACAUGUUAAGAUGACAAGAAGGAGUUCAGAGCUAUAUUUCCCCACCACGAGACAUCGGGUCACUCAUCAAUCACCCUGCCAAAGCAUUUUUAAAGGAAAUAUGUUGUAGCAAAUGAAAAUAAAGCCU
Messenger RNA from Talpa occidentalis (Iberian mole), 5254 nucleotides. It is a transcript of the gene SPON1, whose product is annotated as spondin 1. Gene Ontology annotation, cellular component: extracellular matrix. NCBI's taxonomy places the organism in Eukaryota, Metazoa, Chordata, Mammalia, Eulipotyphla, Talpidae. Gene Ontology annotation, biological process: cell adhesion. Bases 9 to 2861 code for a protein of 950 amino acids. The transcript is spliced from 16 exons. The record is from RefSeq and is a predicted model, not a curated record.